Molecule: messenger RNA, 2038 nt
Organism: Cucumis sativus (cucumber)
Lineage: Eukaryota; Viridiplantae; Streptophyta; Magnoliopsida; Cucurbitales; Cucurbitaceae
Product: acetolactate synthase small subunit 1, chloroplastic
Exons: 13
Coding region: 154-1596 (480 amino acids)
Biological process (GO): L-valine biosynthetic process
Cellular component (GO): cytosol
Molecular function (GO): acetolactate synthase regulator activity; acetolactate synthase activity
Source: RefSeq, a predicted model, not a curated record
GGGAAAAAAAAGAAAAAAAUGGAAAAUAAACGUGAGGAAUGCCAAAUGUCAUUUAGCGUCCGCAUGCGGUGCGAGUCAUGUAACUGUGUGGUUUGCUUUUAACUCUCCCACUCCUCACUUUUUUUCCGAAACCACUAUUCAAUCCAUUCAUCCAUGGCGGCCGCCGUAGCGCUUUGCCCAGCUCCUGUAAAAGCUCACAAACCUCCCUAUUCUGCACUUGCCUCUAGACAUUUCUUCUCUACAAGUUUGAUCGUCAAGUACCAGGAAGUGCAGAAAUGGAACCGUUUCGAGUUCCAGAGGCUGCAGGUUUCUUCUGCUGCUGUUAAUGAUAAUGCAGUGACUGUAACCGACUCUUCUCGGCCCUCCAUUCGUUCUACGGUGAUGCGACAUACUAUAUCUGUGUUUGUUGGUGAUGAAAGUGGAAUAAUAAACCGAAUUGCGGGUGUCUUUGCUAGAAGAGGUUACAACAUUGAGUCCCUUGCCGUUGGAUUGAACAAGGAUAAGGCUCUCUUUACCAUUGUUGUUACUGGAACGGAGAAUGUCUUGAGACAAGUUGUGGAGCAGCUAAACAAACUUGUCAAUGUUAUUAAGGUAGAAGAUAUCUCAAGACAGCCCCAAGUGGAGCGUGAGUUGGUGCUUAUGAAACUCAAUGCAGAUUCAAGUACUCGUGCUGAGAUAAUGUGGUUAGUAGACAUCUUCAGAGGAAAAAUUGUGGAUAUUUCAGAACAUUCAGUGACUAUUGAGGUGACCGGAGAUCCUGGUAAGCUGGUUGCUGUUGAAAGAAAUUUCAGUAAAUUUGGAAUUAGAGAACUUGCUAGAACUGGAAAGAUAGCAUUGAGAAGGGAGAAAAGGGGGGAGACAGCUCCCUUUUGGAGGUUCUCAGCAGCCUCUUAUCCUGAUCUUGAAGAUUCGAGGCCAAUUAACUCAUUUGUAGAGGAUGCAAUUCAAUCACUCAAAGGCCAAGUCUCUACAUCAACUGGUGAUGUAUAUCCUGUGGAGCCAUAUGAAAGUUUUCAUUCAGAUCAAGUUCUUGAUGCUCACUGGGGUGUUCUCUAUGAUGAGGAUUCAAGUGGUCAUCAAUCACAUACAUUGUCCAUGCUAGUAAACGACUAUCCUGGAGUUCUCAAUGUUGUUACUGGGAUCAUUUCUAGAAGAGGCUAUAACAUUCAGAGUCUUGCUGUAGGACAUGCAGAAAGGGAGGGAUUAUCUCGUAUUACAACUGUGAUUCCUGGAACUGAUGAAUCAAUUGGAAAGUUGGUUCAGCAGCUUCAUAAAUUAAUAGAUCUUCAUGAGGUCAGGGAUCUCACUCACUUGCCAUUUGCUGAGAGAGAAUUAAUGUUGAUAAAAAUUGCAGCAAAUGCUACUGCCCGAAGGGAUGUCCUUGAUAUUGCUGACAUCUUCCGUGCAAAAGCUGUUGAUGUAUCUGGUCAUACAAUUACUCUUCAGCUCACUGGCGAUUUAAACAAGAUGGUUGCAUUGCAGCGGUUGCUGGAGCCAUUCGGGAUAUGUGAGGUGGCAAGGACAGGAAGGGUGGCAUUGGAAAGAGAAUCAGGUGUGGACUCGGCAUAUCUCCGGGGCUAUCCCCUUCCAAUCUAAGUCCCAGUUAAAUAGAUGUCUCGCAUGUCUGAUGGACUUGGUUUGAAGUUGGGAUGUAAAUGAAGCUGGUAGAUGCACAAACUCAGAUUUCAAACUUCGUAAGAUCGUUUCUACUCUGUAGCAGUAUUGUGAAUGGCCACAGCUAUAAGUUUGAGGCAUUUUAACUGUACUGUAGUCCCUUUUGGCUUCAGAACAUUUCUCAAUUAGUUUGUUAAACAAAAGACGGGUAGUGGAAGUACAUUCUUGUUGUACCAAUAAUGGUAUUAUGUUAGCCAAUUUUGUACUAGUUCAAGGGAGAUUCUAAGCUAGUAGUCAAGUGUUUGAACCUUUUAUUUCUUUUAUUUCUUUUUUUUUCUCUCUGUAAUGAUAUUCUAAGUGGUAAAGUUAUGUUUCUCAUGGAUUUCAAGCAAGUAUCUUUAGUACCCAUAAAAUUGCAUUUUAA